This is a messenger RNA of Drosophila albomicans, 2101 nucleotides long. Its product is annotated as organic cation transporter protein. The record is from RefSeq and is a predicted model, not a curated record. Gene Ontology annotation, biological process: transmembrane transport. The coding region runs from base 294 to 1988 and encodes 564 amino acids. The transcript has 4 exons. Gene Ontology annotation, molecular function: transmembrane transporter activity. Gene Ontology annotation, cellular component: membrane. Lineage: Eukaryota; Metazoa; Arthropoda; Insecta; Diptera; Drosophilidae.
AGAGCGCGCAUGCUUGGGCUAUAGCAUAAAAAUGUUACACUCUCUUUCGAUUUGACGACUCUUCGGUGACUUCUCUUGGCGCUGACAAGCAACCAGUUCGUUAGACACACUCCACGGCAAUACAACUUGGGGCUCGGAACGAGUUUGGCGUCAGUUCAAAAUGCUGGCGGUGUAAUAAAACGCUUAACGGAGAUUAGCGGCUGGCUGGCAUGCAAAUAUCUAACUGAAUACCAUCAAAUGACACACUCGCAGUUGUGCGCUUAUCACACAGCAACGUGCAACGUUUCGCCCCAAUGACAAACUCCAACUCCAACUCAAAUCCAAAUCCUCCAAUGGACUUCGAUGAGAUAUUGGCCAAGUGCGGCAAUAGCCAUCGCUAUCAGUACUUGCUGUUGGGCCUUUACGGUUUUCUCAUGGUCUUCGUAUCGAUGCAUUAUUUCUCACAGAACGUGAUCAGUUUUGUGCCCGAUCAUUGGUGCUAUCACGAGCAGCUGGAGAAUCGCAGCUUCGACGAGAUCGCAGCGAUCUACAGUCAGUUUGACAAACCUUCGUGCACGCGGCUGGCAACAAUCGAUAUCGAUGGAGGAAAUGCCACUAUCAGCAAAGAUCGCUGCGAUCGCUGGAUUUACAAAUAUGAUUUCGGCUUUCGCAGCAUGAAUAUUGAGCUGAAUUGGGUUUGUGAUGAUGCCUACAAAGCGCGAGUUGGCCAAUCUCUGUUCUUUAUUGGCUCCAUGUGUGGCACGCUUGUUUUUGGCUUAUUAGGCGAUAAUAUUGGGCGUGUCAAGGCUUUGAUAUUGGCCAAUUGCUGUGGAUUCCUGGGCGAUUUUUCAACCAUCUUCACGGGCAGUUUGACUGCGUUUUCGAUAACCCGUUUCAUUUCAGGUCUCGCUGCCGAUGCAAACUCGUACCUGAUGUACAUUCUUCUGCUCGAAUAUGUUUCACCCUCGCUGCGCAAUGUUGCUUUGAACACAGUCUUGGGUUCGUUCUACUCUUUGGGUCUGAUUGGCGCCUCUUGGCUGGCUGUUUUGGUGGGCAACUGGCGCUUCUUUCUGGCCUGCUCUUCGCUGCCUUUGCUGCUCGUUACACUCUUCUACUUUCUGGUGCAGGAGAGCGCUCAGUGGCUGGUAACACGCGACGAUAUCGAUGGCGCCAUUCGGCGACUGCAACGCGUGGCCAAGAUUAACAGGCGUGUGGUCAGCGAUGAUGACUUCAAAGCAUUCCGCAGCUAUUGCCAGAGCAACUAUUGCAAGUCGGAAGCGACAGCUGAGGAGGAACAGGCCAAGUUAACAGACAUGCUGAAGACGCCGCGCAUGCGAUGCAUGGCCUUCAAAAUACUGCUCAUCUUCAUCAUUGUUGUGCCUGCUUAUAACACCAUAGCUCGCAAUGUCGAAGGACUCGGCAUCUCACCGUUCAUUAUGUUCUCACUCAACGCUCUCAUGUUGCCACCUUCGGGCUAUCUGCAGGGCUUUCUGCAGGAUGUCAGCGGACGCAAGUUGACUUCUGUUAGCUGGAUGAUGAUAACGGGCAUCUUUGCUGUGGCCGCUGGGCUGGUCAUAGCACAGGGUCAGAAUCGCAGUGUUUUCUUGCUGGUGGGCUUAACACUUGUGGCACGCUUUGGUGUCUCGAUUGCCGAUGGCGCAAGCUCUCAACUCUGCACCGAAUUAAUUCCCACAUCGGUGCGUGGGCGUGGCGUUGGCGUCGCCCAUGUGGCGGGCUUUGCUGCCUCGUUCUUAUCGCCGUUCAUCAUUCAUUUGGGCACUUACUUUAAGCCCGCACCCUCGAUUAUACUUGGCCUGCUUUUCCUCGCCGGUGCUUACAUAUGUCUGCUAAUGCCCGAGACACGCAACAAGAAGUUGCCCAUGACCGUGGCCGAGGGCGAGAAGUUUGGCAUUGGCGAACGCAUGUUUGACUUUCUGCUCGAGUUUGGCAAGGACAAGGAGACGGAAGUGGAACUUGAGGCGGAAUUGAAAGACAAGGAAAACGCUUAAACAGCAAUAUCCAUUACAAAUUAAAUACUUUAUUUCAUAUUUGUUAUAAUUUAAGCACACAAUUUGUUAUUAAUCCCAGUGGAAGAAAUCAUUCCAGUCCAUAAGCACAAAUU